Messenger RNA from Impatiens glandulifera, 1521 nucleotides. Its product is annotated as E3 ubiquitin-protein ligase CSU1. The transcript is spliced from 4 exons. Bases 318 to 1238 code for a protein of 306 amino acids. Lineage: Eukaryota; Viridiplantae; Streptophyta; Magnoliopsida; Ericales; Balsaminaceae. The record is from RefSeq and is a predicted model, not a curated record. Gene Ontology annotation, cellular component: nucleus. Gene Ontology annotation, molecular function: ubiquitin protein ligase activity.
UUAGAGGUAACCCUAGAGAUAACGGGAACCGCUGCCAUUGCCGCUUGUCAGGGAGAUUACGACCGUUUGUUCUAAGGAGAAGACGAUCGUUCGUCGAUUCGUCGCUUGUUCUAAGAAGACGAUCUCUCGUUGUUUGUACCAGUAGAAGACGAUUACAACCAGGGCUUCUUCGAUCCAAGAAGACUGUCGUGAAGGGCUUCGAUUCUACCAGAGGGUUUUCUUGCUUAAGUCUUGGAGUUCCGACAUCUGAUUUCACCGAUUUCGAAAGCUGUAUUCAGAUCUGAAGUGGGUAUUCCCGAGCUAUCCUUAUCAGUGAAAUGCCUCAAAGACACUCGAAGAACAACAAUGAUCUUGCUUUCUUCACCUAUGAUGAGAAGAAGAAACUAGGUUAUGGAACACAGAAGGAGAGACUUGGAAGAGAUUCGAUUAAGCCUUUUGAUUCCUGCUGUCUCUGUCUCAAGCCUUUCAUUGACCCCUUAUGUUGCCAGAAAGGCCAUACUUUCUGCAAAGAAUGCAUUCUAGAGUGCUUACUGUCUCAGAAGAAAGACAUUCAAAGGAAGCAAGUUGCACAUAAUGCCCAGCAGAAGCAAGAGAAAGAGGAGGAAGAAGAGAAAUCAACGUUACAGAAAGCGAAAGAAUUGGAUGCAUUUGAUCAGCAAAACCAUGGUGCAGUUCCCCAGUAUAAUGACAAGAACUACAGCAUAGUCAAGAAUAGUGGCUUCCAUGGAGCAAACAGUGUAAAGACAACCUCUUACGAAGAAGAAGCGCUUAGAACCAUGAAAGCGUUCUGGCUUCCAUCUGCUACACCUGCAGCCCCUACUAAAGUGGAUGCCCCACCAGCCAGCACGACUUGCCCUGAAGGAAGUGAAAAACUCAAGUUGAAGAGCCUUUUCCCAAUCCAUUUCACAGAAGAUAACAAUCAUCAAGGCAAGAAAUCCAAUUUUCUGACAAGAAGUUACAUCUGCCCGAGUUGCAAGGCGACUCUUACUAACACAAUCUCGCUUGUGGCCCUGAGCUCGUGUGGGCAUGUUUUCUGCAAGAAAUGUGCGGGUAAGUUCAUGGCUGUGGACAAGGUGUGUCUGGUUUGUGACAAGCCGUGUAAAGAGAGGAACUUGAUUGAUUUGGAAAAAGGAGGUACUGGCUUUGCUGCCCAUGGAGAUAACCUAAUGGCAACUGAUUUCAAGCAUUUGGGUAGUGGCAGUGGUUUGGGCCUUGUCAGACCUCCCACAAAAACAUGAACCUAAACAAAAGGUCUGUUUUAAUCUAAAUUUUCGUUUUGAAUUUUGCUUUGUAUUCAACUUAUUCUUAAUCUCUCCUUUCUAUGAACUAAGAAUGUUGUCAUAAACUAGCUGCUUUCAUAUGCAAUGUUUGUGUAUUUUGAUUCGGAUAUGAAUGAGCCAUCAAAUUUUAUCCCAUUUGGGAUUAGAAAUUUGAAAAUCAAGUAAUGUAUAUGUUCAAGCUCAUAUGUGGGGUUAUGACUCUUUUUACAUUAAAACAAUAAUACAAGAUCAAUUGGUAUAA